Molecule: messenger RNA, 4299 nt
Organism: Microstroma glucosiphilum
Lineage: Eukaryota; Fungi; Basidiomycota; Exobasidiomycetes; Microstromatales; Microstromataceae
Exons: 1
Coding region: 1-4299 (1432 amino acids)
Cellular component (GO): fungal-type vacuole membrane
Source: RefSeq, a predicted model, not a curated record
AUGGCUUCUGAUCCCCCUUUGGCGUCACAGCCAUCUCCAUCCACGCCUGCUGCUCCGCCCGCACCGGGCAGCAAAGGCAAAGGCGUCGCGCGCCUGCCCUUCGUGCGGAACCUCGUCACACGCCUCAUCGACUCGGCCGCCCUGCGCUUGCUGUCCUUAGAGACUGGAGCCCCUUCGAAGGACGUAGGACUAGAUGUCAAGGUGCUGGCCAAGGUCUCCGAUCUCGGUCUGCCGCUGCCACUCAAUGCCAAGAUCACCUUUACUCAGCCAGUGGAGCUGUGCUGGAUGGCAUCCUCAGCACAGAACGGAGCAUCCAGCAAGCUUAAGAUUCCGGGCACCAAGCGCGACAGUGAGGCUGGUCAGGUCAUUGCACAUGGCCAGCUCGAUAUACUGAAGCUCAAAGCAGGAGCUACGCCAGGCAAUAGCUCCGGCGAGACACGUCUUAGACUGGAUGCAUCCUCACAUACCUCCCAGAACGUCGGAGCUCUAGUCAAGAAGUUGCUGCGCACCCCUACUCAGGAUGCAGUGACAAUCCUCCUGAGGGCCCAUGGAGUGACUGUCAAGGCCUAUGGAUUCACAUUCAAGGGUCUCGCUUUGGAGAAGAAGGUACCUUUGGGCGGAUUGGGAGGCCUCGGUGGUGCCGUUCGAUUCCCCGAUCUGGAUGGCGAAAAGGUGACGGUAGGAAAGCUGCCAACUUCUCCAGAGCGGUCGUCUGGGGCGGGACUAUUCGGAAACAAGAGAUCUCAAUCAAGACAGAGAAAGACUACGCCUGAGAUGGACAGUAUAACAGUCGAGGACCUGAUGAUCAUAGGCGGUCACCCUGAAGAGGGGAUCUUGAUCUCAGCCGCUGUGAAUAUCUCACUAGCUCAGCCUGGCAAGAACUUGCCAGACAUCAGUGUACCCAUAGGCGACCUUUCUCUGGGCCUUUUCGUUCCAGUGACGGAGUCAGGCGCCGGUGGGCCUACACGGAUCGGUAGUCUUGUCCUAGCAGGGACCACGCUGAAGCAAGGCAACAAUCGUUUGGAAGCACGUGGUUCGAUCAAAAUUGCUCACGAUGCAAGUGGACCUGCACGUAUGGUGAUCACUGCUCUACUUGAGAACAGACCUUCGACCUUGCUGGCAAUGGCAGCCGAGCCAGAUCGAGACGAACCAGGCGCCUCUCCAGCCUCAUGGCUUUCGUACGGCUUCGCUGGCGCUCAAAUCGUCGCUAUCUUGCCCGCUUUGGGUGACAGGGCUAGACUCAUCGACGGCGCCCAACUUCGUACAGGCAGCGAAGGAGCGCCUGUCAUCUCGCCCCAUCCAUCGACAGACAGCUCUUCAAGACGACUCAGUCGAUCUAGCCGGUCCAACUCCAUGAGCGAUGCUUCUUCUCAUCCUUAUAAUAGCGCAAAUGACUCGGCCUUCAUCCGAGUCACGAUAUACAACAGCUUCAACGCCGAAAUUACAUUGUCCAAGCUCCGCGUCAAAGCUUAUGGGGAGACAGAUGGCGAGGGUCAGAGCAGAGAGGUACCGAUGCUAGGCAUCGUAGAGACCGGACCUAGAUGGGAGGGUCUGCGUUUACGACCAGGAGAGAGCGUUCCUGUCAGUCUUCCCUUCGAGCUCAACUCUGAUCCUGCGGUCUUGGUCAGAGUCCUCAAGACGUCGGCUGCUCGAGAAGGAGUCGAGCUAGGGCCUGGCUUCAAGAAGAUCUUGGACCGCAUUGAUCAGAGCUCUGAAAAUGAGGAUCGAGCCCCUUCGCCACCGGUGUCUGAUGGUGGCCUCGGUGAGGGCAACUUCGCCGAGUUGCUGACGCAAGCUCUCGCCCAUCUGACCGUUGCCGCUCACAUCGAAGCUAGCGAGGUCUACGUGGGCGACUAUGCAGUGCCAGGAGGUGUGAGCUUCGUGCAACGAUCUCUCGCCAUCGCUAUCUCGGGAUCCACAGGAGCUUGGCUCUUGCCAAGAGUGGGCACACCUCUAGUCACUCAGCUAGUCGAGGAGGGCCGCAUUGAGCUGGCCAGUCUCGAUGUGCAUGAGAUCAACGAGAACGGACUUGUAGCCACAGCGACUUUGAAACUUGCUGGCUUUGGUCCUCUCAGCGCACAGGUGUUUCUCGAUGGGGGGCUUGCAAUGAAAUGGACAGAGGGCGAAAGAAAAGGCGAGAUCGCUGCCUAUUUCAAUGCCAGUGAGCCGUUGCAGGUAGAGCCUGACCAGGAGACUACUUUGCAGAGACAGGUGACAAUCUCUCCCGUCAAGGGCGGGGCAUCGUCUUCAGGCUCCUUUGCCGCCUUUGCCAGCGAAAUCUUGUGCAAGGGGGAGACACUAUGGCAGAUUGAGUCCAACAGUGUCAGAGCUUUGGCUGGAGGAGUGGAGUUUCCGACGACACUCUCCAAGACCAUCUCAAUAUUUGGGUUUGGUGGAUUCCCAGACUUGGAAGCCCGAGAAUUCGAUAUCAUCGGCGAAGAGCCUCUACCCCCUCCUCUAGUCGCACAGCUGGGCCGGUCAUCCACAGGCGACGCAAAUCUGGCGGUCGCCAUCACUGCCCACGUCGAGCUUCCCAAUUCAAGCAACAUCACUAUAAGCCUGUCGCGCUUGGAGCUAGAGUUGCUUCUCGGAGAAGUCGUUGUCGGUCAAGUCGCCAUACAAGAUGUACAUAUUCCUGCCCACCAAACAAUUGACUUGGAUGUCGCCGGUUAUGUCUGGGCCGCUUCGGACUCCGAGACGUUGGGCCGCUUGGCCUCUGACAUCAUACUUGGCAAACCGAUUAGCCUAACCGCUCGAGGAAAAGCAGCGAUGACACAAGCCCUACCGCAAAGUCUGCCUACCUCUCGACAGCGAUCAGGUAGUAUGAUGAGCCACAACUCAGCCCCCUCACGCAAAAGCGAGACAAGAGUCGCCUGGCUUGAUUCUGCCCUUCGAGCUUUGUCCACCAACGUUCGAAUCCAAGCAAAGAAAUUCAACGUUGUCAACCGAGUCGAAUUGGAAAGCCUGACGGGUACCUUUCCCCAGUCCGGACGGCCGUCGGUCGAGAUCGGGGCUCUGUUCGUGCGGUAUGAGGUACCGUUCCCGAUUGAUGUCGUAAUCGAGAGCGUCAGUGCGGACGUGGAGAUUCUUCUCGAUGGAGAAGUCGUGGGUACUGGGCGAUCCAAGAAUGCAAAAGUUCUAGAAGCAGAAGAAAAAGCUGGCUCUCGGCGGAGAAGGACUUCGAGCACUUCCAGUACCGUAGAGCACGCAUCGGGCCUCCUCAAGCUGGCGCUCGACGAUUUUGCUCUUGACACUGAGAAUCAUGCGUUCUCAGAGCUGAUCAAGCACGUCUUCGACUGUGAAGAGACAAACCGGAUUUCCCUACGAGGUCAAGCAUUCGUAACGGCUCGAACUGUACUUGGCCAGAUCCCCUGCCAGGUCGAUCUGGGACAUGUGCCCGAUCUGAAGAUCAAGGGCAUGCGCUCUUUGAGAACGUCGCCUACCGACUAUACCGGCCUGCAGGUCAUUGACGGCACCAGUGACCACCUCCAAGUCACUUUCGAUCUCUUCCUCAACAAUCCAAGUGAGAAUGUCACGCUCAACCUGCCGGACUCGGGUCUUAGCUUCGCAGCCUACUACAGAGGCGCCAACGUAGGAAGAGCACACGUUGGCGGCAAAGAGGGCCCAUUCAAAUUGACUUCGGGCCCCUGCGCCUUCCGAGGUGUGAAUUUCUACUACUCUCCGAAGGAAAGUGAGGAGAUGGCAGUGCGGCAGCUCCCGGCCAAUUUCUUGAGUGGUCAGACGACUACUUUGGAGAUUCGAGGUGAUGAGCAGUCCACGUCAAUUGCUGCGCUACAGCCUGCUAUAAGCUCUCUGAGGCUUUCAUUCGACUUGCGGCCCCUCGUAGAUCGGACUCUCAUUGCCAGUAUAGAGAUCGCCCUUGGUGCAAAGGUGCUGACGGCCAAUGCCGUUGAAUGCUCCUUUGUCAUUUCCAACCCGUUGAUGGUUCCCAUCGAUCUCCUGUCCCUGGCAUUUGUAGCCAAUUACAAGGGCAAGCCAUUCGGCACAUCUUCGAUAGAAUGGCCCGCCGGUGAGCCGCUGCGCGUGAUGCCAGGAACGAUGGGCAAGCCUGGCCAAGCGACAGGCCAUUGCCAUGUCCGACUGGCACAACGGCUAGACCAGCUUGUGCGUGCCUUUCUUUCCGAAAGAGGGCAAAUCUAUUUGCAAGUCGAACUCAGCGCAGGUGUGGAGAUGGGAGGAUACAAGAUCCCCGUGUUCGAGUACGUUCAGGAGAGGUUGCCGCUUGACAUCAAGAACCUGGCAGGUGUGAGCAAGCUGCUGUGGGCACUGCCACUGUAG